Molecule: messenger RNA, 302 nt
Organism: Ambispora leptoticha
Lineage: Eukaryota; Fungi; Glomeromycota; Glomeromycetes; Archaeosporales; Ambisporaceae
Source: the annotation of a GenBank genome assembly
AAGAAGUUAACGAAUUUAUUCGACAAAUUGAUAAACAGUUAACUGAAAAAGAUAUUGAAAAUACUGGCAAAACCGUGCUUUCUACUAUUCACAAAGCCAAAGGGUUAGAAUUUGAUUAUGUUUUUGUCAUUGCGGUGGAUGAUGGAAUAUUACCUAGUGAAACUAAACGGCAAGAAAACCCUAGUUUAAUUGAAUUGCAACCCAGUGUUUUACGAUUAACAACCACUAAUCCAGAGUUAGACCAACAUAUAAUUCCGGCUGGUUCAAUCGCCGAAAUAGUUGGAGAACAAGGUGAAGAAGAA